Messenger RNA from Cynocephalus volans (Philippine flying lemur), 6740 nucleotides. It is a transcript of the gene CPD, whose product is annotated as carboxypeptidase D. The coding region runs from base 72 to 4184 and encodes 1370 amino acids. NCBI's taxonomy places the organism in Eukaryota, Metazoa, Chordata, Mammalia, Dermoptera, Cynocephalidae. The transcript has 21 exons. The record is from RefSeq and is a predicted model, not a curated record. Gene Ontology annotation, biological process: peptide metabolic process; protein processing. Gene Ontology annotation, molecular function: metallocarboxypeptidase activity; zinc ion binding.
UCCGGCGGGCCCUAGCAGCCUGGAUCGCGGAGCCGCGGGUGUGGAGCUGGGGUUAGCGGCGCUGCUGGAAGAUGGCGAGCGGCUGGGACGCGCGGCUGCCCUGGAGGCUAGGGAGCCUUCCGCUGCUGCUGUGCCUGCUGUUGCUGAGGAGCCCGGCCCGAGCGGCUCACAUUAAGAAAGCGGAGGCCACGACAACGGCGGGCGCCGAGGCGGCGGAGGGCCAGUUCGACCGCUACUACCACGAAGAGGAGCUGGGCUCGGCUCUGAGGGAGGCGGCGGCCGCGGGGCCCCCCGGCCUGGCCCGCCUCUUCAGCAUCGGCCGCUCGGUGGAGGGCCGGCCGCUGUGGGUGCUGCGCCUCACGGCCGGCCUGGGGUCGCUUCUCCCUGACGGCGACGCGACGCCCGACGCUGCGGGGCCGCUCCUGCCCGGUCGGCCGCAGGUGAAGCUAGUGGGCAACAUGCACGGCGACGAGACCGUGUCGCGCCAGGUGCUGGUCUACCUGGCUCGCGAGCUGGCGGCCGGCUACCGCCGCGGGGACCCGCGCCUCGUCCGCCUGCUCAACACCACCGACGUGUACCUGCUGCCCAGCCUCAACCCCGACGGCUUCGAGCGCGCCCGCGAGGGUGACUGCGGCCUCAGCGACGGCGGCCAGCCCAGGGCCAGCGGCCGUGACAACAGUCGCGGCCGAGAUCUCAAUCGCAGCUUCCCCGACCAGUUCAGCACCGGCGAGCCCCCCGCCCUGGACGACGUGCCCGAGGUGCGCGCCCUCAUCGACUGGAUCCGCAGGAACAAGUUUGUGCUUUCUGGAAAUCUGCAUGGUGGCUCAGUGGUAGCAAGCUAUCCUUUUGAUGAUUCACCAGAACAUAAGGCUACUGGAAUUUAUAGCAAAACCUCAGAUGAUGAAGUCUUUAAAUACUUGGCAAAAGCUUAUGCUUCAAACCACCCCAUAAUGAAAACUGGUGAGCCUCAUUGUCCAGGAGAUGAAGAUGAAACUUUCAAAGAUGGGAUCACAAACGGUGCACAUUGGUAUGACGUGGAAGGUGGUAUGCAAGAUUACAAUUAUGUGUGGGCCAACUGUUUUGAGAUCACAUUAGAACUGUCUUGUUGCAAGUACCCACCUGCUUCACAGCUUCGACAGGAAUGGGAGAACAAUCGUGAGUCUUUGAUCACAUUGAUUGAAAAGGUCCAUAUUGGAGUUAAAGGAUUUGUUAAAGAUUCAGUUACAGGAUCUGGUUUAGAGAAUGCAACUGUCUCAGUGGCUGGUAUUAAUCAUAAUAUCACAACAGGCAGAUUUGGUGAUUUUCACAGAUUACUUGUUCCUGGAACUUAUAACCUUACAGUAGUUUUAACUGGGUAUAUGCCAUUGACUGUUUAUAAUAUAGUGGUGAAAGAAGGACCAGCCACACAGGUGGAUUUUUCCCUUCGGCCAACUGUGACUUCAUUAAUCCCUGACACAACUGAGGCUGUCGCAACUGCUAGCACAGUUGCUAUACCUAAUAUUCCUUCUGAAACAUCAUCUUCCUACCAGCCAAUUCAGCCAAAGGACUUUCACCACCAUCAUUUCCCUGAUAUGGAAAUCUUCUUGAGAAGGUUUGCCAAUGAAUAUUCUAACAUCACUCGGCUUUAUUCAUUGGGAAAAUCAGUGGAGUCAAGAGAACUUUAUGUGAUGGAGAUAUCUGAUAAUCCAGGUGUCCAUGAACCAGGUGAACCAGAAUUUAAGUACAUUGGAAAUAUGCAUGGAAAUGAAGUGGUUGGGAGAGAACUGCUGUUGAACCUCAUCGAAUAUCUUUGUAAGAACUUUGGGACAGACCCUGAAGUAACAGAUUUGGUUCGUAGUACUAGAAUUCACCUUAUGCCAUCCAUGAAUCCUGAUGGAUAUGAAAAGUCCCAGGAAGGAGAUUCAAUUGGUGUAACUGGCAGAAACAACAGCAACAACUUUGACCUGAACCGAAAUUUUCCAGACCAGUUUGUUCAGAUCACAGAUCCUACCCAACCAGAAACUAUUGCUGUAAUGAGCUGGAUGAAGGCCUAUCCAUUUGUACUGUCUGCAAACCUGCAUGGAGGCUCUUUGGUAGUUAACUACCCUUUUGAUGAUGAUGAACAAGGACUUGCCACAUAUAGUAAAUCACCAGAUGACGCUGUGUUUCAACAAAUAGCACUUUCUUAUUCCAAGGAAAAUUCGCAGAUGUAUCAAGGUAGACCUUGCAAGAAUAUGUAUCCUAAUGAAUAUUUUCCUCAUGGAAUAACAAAUGGAGCUAGUUGGUAUAAUGUCCCAGGGGGUAUGCAGGACUGGAACUAUUUACAAACAAAUUGCUUUGAAGUGACUAUUGAACUAGGCUGUGUGAAAUAUCCACUUGAGAAAGAUCUGCCAAAAUUUUGGGAACAGAAUCGAAGAUCUCUAAUUCAGUUUAUGAAACAGGUUCAUCAGGGUGUCAAAGGAUUUGUCUUAGAUGCCACGGAUGGCAGGGGUAUAUUAAAUGCCACCAUUAGUGUUGCUGAAAUUAAUCAUCCAGUGACUACUUACAAAACUGGAGAUUACUGGCGUCUCUUGGUUCCAGGAACUUAUAAAAUCACAGCAUCUGCUCGAGGGUAUAAUCCAGUUACUAAGAAUGUGACCGUAAAAAGUGAAGGCGCUGUUCAGGUCAACUUCACACUUAUUCGAUCCUCAACAGAUUCAAACAAUGAAUCAAAGAAAGGAAAAGGGGAUAGCACCAGUACUGAUGAAGCCAGUGAUCCAACUACUAAAGAGUUUGAAACUUUAAUUAAGGACCUUUCAGCUGAGAAUGGUUUAGAAAGCCUCAUGUUACGGUCCUCCUCAAAUCUGGCUCUUUAUCGAUACCAUUCAUACAAGGACUUAUCAGAGUUUCUGAGAGGACUUGUAAUGAACUAUCCACAUAUUACAAAUCUUACCAAUUUGGGACAGAGCGCUGAAUAUCGUCACAUUUGGUCCCUUGAAAUCUCCAAUAAACCCAACAUAUCUGAGCCUGAAGAACCAAAGAUUCGUUUUGUUGCUGGUAUCCAUGGAAAUGCUCCAGUUGGAACUGAAUUGCUUUUGGCUCUGGCAGAAUUUCUCUGCCUGAACUACAAAAAGAACCCAGCUGUUACCCAAUUGGUUGACAGGACUAGGAUUGUGAUUGUCCCUUCUCUAAAUCCAGAUGGGCGAGAGAGAGCACAAGAAAAAGACUGUACUUCAAAGACAGGACAAACAAAUGCUCGUGGCAAAGACUUAGAUACAGACUUCACAAGUAAUGCCUCCCAGCCUGAGACUAAAGCCAUCAUUGAAAAUUUGAUUCAAAAACAGGACUUUAGUCUUUCUGUUGCUUUAGAUGGUGGUUCUGUGCUGGUGACAUACCCAUAUGACAAGCCAGUACAGACAGUGGAAAACAAAGAGACUCUGAAGCAUUUGGCAUCUCUUUAUGCAAAUAAUCAUCCAUCGAUGCACAUGGGUCAGCCCAGUUGCCCGAAUAAAUCAGAUGAGAAUAUUCCAGGGGGAGUAAUGCGUGGAGCAGAAUGGCACAGUCACCUGGGCAGCAUGAAGGAUUAUAGUGUCACCUAUGGCCAUUGUCCAGAAAUCACAGUGUACACAAGCUGCUGCUACUUUCCUGGUGCAGCACAGCUCCCUUCCUUGUGGGCAGAAAAUAAAAGAUCUCUUCUUAGCAUGUUGGUGGAGGUUCACAAGGGAGUUCAUGGAUUGGUUAAAGACAAGACUGGAAAACCAAUCUCUAAAGCAGUUAUUGUACUCAAUGAAGGAAUAAAGGUACACACAAAAGAGGGAGGUUAUUUUCAUAUACUGUUGGCUCCAGGUGUCCAUAACAUCAAUGCUAUUGCUGAUGGGUACCAGCAACAACAUUCACAGGUCUUUGUGCAUCAUGAUGCAGCUAGUUCUGUGGUAAUAGUCUUUGAUGCAGAUAACCGGAUAUUUGGUUUACCAAGGGAGCUUGUGGUAACCGUAUCAGGUGCCACUAUGUCAGCAUUGACCCUAACAGCUUGCAUUAUUUGGUGCAUCUGCUCGAUCAAGUCUAACAGACAUAAGGAUGGUUUUCAUCGGCUCAGGCAGCAUCAUGAUGAGUAUGAAGAUGAAAUUCGCAUGAUGUCAACAGGCUCCAAGAAGUCCCUCCUAAGCCAUGAGUUCCAGGAUGAAACAGACACUGAAGAGGAAACAUUAUAUUCUAGCAAACAUUGAAAAACACACUUUGCGUAUCUCCCAGCAUAAGUACCAAGCAAAAUUACAGUUCCUCUUGGGAGACACUGCAUUAAGAAGAGAGACUCUUGCUUCUUCAAAGAGUUUUGGGAAGUUAACUUGCUAAAUUUGUAUUCUCUGUGAAUUUCACUGGCAGUUUUGAACUUCCCUUCCUUAAAGUACUCUUAACCUUUAAAAAAAUCUGAUUUCUAUUUAUGCAGCAGAGAUGGGACAGGCACUUUGUUUUUCUUUUUAUUUAAGAUGAGCUAUUUAGAGCUUAUGUAAUAACAGUGUCAAGCCAACUAGUGAAUGUUGUAUUUUGCACAUCAGGUGUUUACUAGUGGCUCUAGCUUUUUUUCUUUAUUUUAAAUGGCCAAAAGAAUCCAGAAACAUCAAGGCAGGGACAGCAGUCAGAAUCUGACAUAAAGCUUUAAAAACUCGAGGUUUUCUCAGUCUACUGAGGAGUACUUUUCUCUAGUUAUUAAAUAGCUGGAGUUUCUCUUAUUCAGGUUUAAUGGAGGUUGAAUUGAGAUUUAAACGUAUAUAACAUUAGGAAAUGAAUAAAAGUGCUUCCGUAUUUGGCUUUCUACCUGUUCCAAAGCUAGAUCAGAACUGUUGGGCUGCGCUCUAAGCAGGAUUUCACUACCUCUCUCGUAAGGUUUAGCAAAGUUCUAAAUAUCCCCAUUUUAAGGGAAAACUCAGUAACUUUGUUGUGAAAGACCUAAAUGUGCACUUGAAUGGAGCUGAGAGGGAGAUCUAGCAAAAGCUAAAACUCAUGCUGCCUGUCUUUUCACUUUGUAAAAACCCACAGGUGCUGCUACUUUUAUCUGUGAAGCACUAGUUUAUUCUAGGAAUGCCUAUUUCUUUAAUAUUUCCUAAAUUUGAGCCUUUUUCUACAUUGUACACUUAUGGUUUUCAGAUGACCCAGCCAUCCAUAAGAUCUGAAUUCUACUGAAAAUAUCUGGAAAUGUGGAAGAGACCUACUUGCACAUUCUUAACCUACAUUUGAAUACAAAAUAUCUACACUUCAUGCUCCAGCCCAAGUCUACGCCCUGCAAUAGCAUACUGUUAUUGAAAUAUCUUGGCCAGUCUUGUUCACAUAGGCCUCUGCAACUGAUUGGGUUCUUUGUCCUAAUGUUUCUUUUGACAGUCUCUUUUUGAUCAACCAAUUGUGUUAGAAGUUCAAUUGAAAACUUUUAAAUAUGGCUCCUUUAAAAAAAUGGAAACUAUAGACUGCCAUGUGAUAUAACACUAUGGUGUGAAAGUGUCAUCUUCACUGCCAGUCAGGCAAAGAUCUGAAAGAUUUGCAUUUUAUUGUUUCUGUCUUAUCAUGCUAGUCAACGGAAGUUAUGCUUUUUGUAAGUAUGAGUCUUACCAAUGACUAAUGGUUUAAUACCUUUGAAUGUUUUAAUGGCCAAGUUGCUGCUGAAUUUGUACUAAAUCAGGGGAUCAUCUUUUCAAAUUGUAUUCUAUAUCCGUUAAUGUAUCAAUUAUCCCAAAGCCUUGUGUGGAGUGGUUUACCACUCAACUAGGUCAUUCAACCAGGUUUUGUGAGGAAUGCAUCCAAAGUGGCUUUAUAAAAAGAGAUUUCAUUUAGCAGGAAUAAUGAGGUCAUGACCUCAUUGUUGUUAAUAAGUGUGAUAAAUUUUGGUGGUACAAGGUUAAGCCAUUCUGGUAUUAAUCCUGGUAGUAGCAACUCUGAAUUCUGCCACCUCAUUCUCGUCCCACCACAUACGCCAAACAGAGCUUAUGGGAUGCUAAUAGUUGAUAAAAUAUACAUGCUUUAAUUUCUUCUAAUAAUCCUUUAUGUUUUCUUAAGGGUGUAUUGCUCUUUUUCAGCUUUAUUUUGAAGAGUGUAACAAGAGAAAACCAACAAGGGGCCUGCGAGUGACUGGCCCUCCUUGGGACACUGCGGCUAGAAAUGAAACAAAGUUGAUGUGAUAGCCUUUGCUUUAUUAAUAUCGGUCUUCACUAGAGGAUAUCUUUUACAUUUACUUCUCUCUUGAAUUAAACAUGUCCUUAACUGUACAUCUCAGUGGCUAGAGGUCAUAACUUUUAAGCAUGUGUAAAACUUUUUUAGAAAUGAACAUACAAAUAGUUCUUUUAGUAAUUUUUCCUGAAAGGAAAACCAAAUUCUUAUAUAAAUCUUGAGUCUUUAAUGAAUUUCUAAAUAAUGCAUUUAGCUGGAAAACAAGGCCUUCUCAGCCUGCGUUACCUAUGAACGUGAAUGUAUAGGACCCAUGACUACUAAGACUGUUUUCUCAGCCCUGCUCUGUCUUUAAUUUGUGGAUCUAAUCUAAUCGUAGAUCACAUUAACUGCUUAAGGCAUUGAAGCCAUACGGGAUGGGGAAUGCAUUUCUUCAGUGUUUCUCCUAUAGACUUUUCCAUUUCCUUGGAGUCAUGGAGGCAAGUAUCACAGUAUUAAGAAAUUUGCCCAAAUCUGAGUUGUGCCUUUCUUUACUCACAAGACCUGGUUUUUGUCCUGGUGACCAGUUUGUAAGCCUUUUUCCCUACCAGCUCCUUAAUAAAAGCAAAGUGAUUUAGUAGGUAAUGUUCAAA